AAUUAUUAACAAAAUAUGGUAUAAAAAUAGAGCUGCCAUUGUGUAUGUGUGUUAAACAUUUUAUUAAACAAAUACAAAAUAUUUUUUCCAAUUUUAUUGGGAAGAGCUUAGCCAGCUAAAGUGACAGUGUAGUGGAUGAGACGUGAAACGUCACAGUGAAAAUUCAAUUAGAAUUUGAAAGCUCUAACUAUGAUUAAAUAAUGCAAACGAAAUUCUUGAUGAAUUCGAAAUCUAGUUGCCAAGUGUAACAAAAUAGUCAACAAUAAACAAUUAGCGCGUCCUGUUACGGAUCGCACACACACACACAUACACACAAACAUAAUCGUACACAUACAACCAUACCGCCGUCGCUGUCAAAGCCGCUGCCACCCUGCGUCUGCUCUACUCGCACACACACGUCCGCACAGGCUCUCGAAGCGACUUCGCAGCGGCUGCGGUGCGCCUUUCGUCAUCCAGUCAGCCGUUUUGUUGGUUGAUUGUGUCGUCGUUUUUGCAGCUGCAACGCAAAAACUAAAAAGGAGCACAAAUUUAGAAAUCAGCUUCUGGUUAACUGGAGUGUGCCGCUCGCGCAGAGCUAUUCUUUUUUCGGUUUUAGUCUUUGAAGCUGAGAUUUCUUUUUUCGCAAGCCCGAAGUCUUUGAUUAUGAGAUGGACCAAGUAAAGCUGAGGCAGCACAUAUUAUCGUCAAGUCAAUGCAGCUUUAAAUCUCUGGGCCCUAAUCGACGAAGCAGGAGCAGUAGCGGGCGGAACAACUAGUUGGUAGCAUGUUUAAUCCAUUAAAAAAGAUACUCACGUACAUACAGAAGAAUGCCAGCAGAGACAACAUGUUUCGCAACACAUCAAGCACCAAUAACAGCAUUUUGGCCAACGACGAAGGCGUAGGUGGGAAGACGAACCGAGGCAGCGAUGUCGAAGAGCAAGAGGAGAACGAGAGUGGUGUCACAUACCAGGCUGGUGCCAACGACCUGCCCGGAACUGCUGGGCAAAUCGAUCAAAAUGCUCAAGACAAUGAUGCUGACGCCGAAGAUCCAGAAGAAUUCAUAGCGGAGGAUGAGGAAUUUCAAUACGAUAUUGAGAGUCAAAUCAAAACCUCCAUUAUCGAUGCGACCAAAGUGAAGCCCCAAACGUCGCCAAACGCGCAGCUCGAUGACGAGCUCGCCGACUUUGCCGAAGCACCCCACGAACUCAAUGGCGUUGGCGACGAUGAGGAGGAUGAAGACGACGAGGGUGCGGCCGAUGGUGACGGCGAUGAUGAUGACGAAGAAGUGGAAGUGGACGAGCAAUAUCUCGAGCUAGAUAAUUUUCCGAAUAAUGAGAUCAUUGUACUUGCUGAUACGGAUCUCAAUUCAUCGCUUGCGUCAGACAAUGUGUCCGAAGAUCCCCUGGCCAUAGAUGAUUUCACACAGCCGCUGGUUCGUGAUUCUGACAAUGUGUUGGACUCAUCGUCGGUGACAACUAACGAAGAGGUGGAUACCAGCGGCGACCUAACGUGGUUGAAACUGCCGCCCGAUGGCGAUGAGCAGGAGACCUCCACCAGCUUACAGGCAACGGCGCAUCAUUCGCAUGGCCCUGAAUUAAGCGUCACACCCACACAUGUUAAGACCAAAGAGGAUGAGUUGCGCAGCGAUGGUGGUUCCGAUUCUGGCUUGGGCAGCGAAACCUCAACACUGCAAAUGACGCUUACAAGCCGAAGCGACAGCGCGAAAGCCGCGCCCACACAUGAAGGAGUCCCUACAGGGACGUCGUUGGGGACAAUCCCAAACAGCAGCGAUGCCACAGACUUACCAGUGGCUUCCACCUCCCAGGCCAGCAGCGACCCAAAGCGGCCGUUGCGCUCCAAUCUAAAGCGACGACUCGAGGAUGCCGAUGGCAUGGAUCUGGUACCAGAUAUGAGCACCACCUCAGCCGCAUCCACGACGAAGCGUCAGAAGCGAUCCAUCAAUUUUGACUCUGUCCAAGUGUACUAUUUCCCACGCCAGCAGGGAUUUGGUUGUGUGCCCACAGUCGGCGGCUGCACGCUGGGCAUGGGCGCCAGACAUAUUGCCUUUAAGACCAUGACGCUGGCGGAGCAUGCGGCGGAACUGAGGCGAGCGCACCGCAAUCAAAAUCCAGACAUGCAGCCACGUGGCUCCUCCAGCGACGACACCGAGGAGUCUGAAGAGGAUUACUUGAGUGAGGGAAGUGGCUCGGAUGCGGAUGGUGACUCCAAUGGCUUCCUACAGCCGGUGACGCCCAAACAGCGGCGAGCGUUGCUCAAGGCAGCGGGAGUCCGCAAAAUCGAUGCAAGCGAAAAGAUCGAAUGCCGCGACAUUCGCAAUUCCCGCGAAGUGUGUGGCUGUUCGUGUCGCGAGUUCUGUGAUCCCGAGACAUGUGCCUGCAGUCAGGCGGGCAUCAAGUGCCAGGUGGAUCGAGCCAUGUUUCCGUGCGGUUGCACGCGUGAGGCAUGCGGCAACACUGUCGGACGCGUCGAAUUCAAUCCGACGCGUGUCCGCACCCAUUAUAUACACACGGUCAUGCGUCUGGAUAUGGAACAGCGUCAGGGACAAAAUCCAAGCAACACCCUAAACUACAGCAGCAGUGGGAACAGCGGCGUAUCAGCUGCCGUUUCCCAUUGCUACUUUAUGCAAACUCAGUCGAACUAUAGUUCCGGCUAUGCCUCUCCAGCCUACACGCCCGAUGGCAGCGUCAGUUACUAUCAGCAGCAAACACCAACAUCAGCGUCGGCGGCGCAGCAGCAGCAGGAACAACAAUCCAGCUAUAGCUCGCAUCCGGAUCUGCACACUCCUCAGUAUGCAAUAGAUAGUCUGGAUCCGAAUCUGUUUGCCAGCGGCACUAAUGCCACGCCCUCAUACGGCGAACUACUGGCGCCCACGUAUCACAGCCUAAGCUAUGGUGGAGCUACAAGUACUAAUGCCUCGCAGCUGUCGCCCUACAAUGCCUAUCACCAACAUCAGACCAGCAGCAGCGCCAGCGUGAGCGGCUCAUAUUCGCCUUCAGGAGUGAGAGCAGCUGGAACCGCUUUACCACCCAGUACGUACAGCUCCUGUGCAGUGCCAUCGGCGCCACCAUUUGGUAUUGCCACAACCACUGCGUCCGCCAUUCAAUAUCACCAUGCGAUCGUACUCGAAACCACCGCCUCAAUGACCUCGACCACAACGUUCCUUGCGGCUGCGCCCACUGGCACGGCAACAUGUGCCUUCAGUGGCGCUCGCCAAGCGGCUGGAGGCGGCAACGGCAGUGCCUCUGAAUUUAUCAGCCUAAGCUCACCUAUUGCCAGUUCCUCGCGCCUCUCACAAAUCAACGAUCUGCUGCAGCACAAUCGCAACACCACCGCCGCACUCGUGGCCGUCUCCGAAUCCCCCGGCAGCUCGCUGGGUUAUGCCGCCGGCGGACGCAACGCAGGAAGCGCUGUUACCGAUCAGAGACAGCAUAGCGGGGCGGGCAAUACGAACACGGUCAUGGACUCAAUAGACACGCCCCCCAUCGAGGAUGCACAACGCAGUUGUAUGGCCUUUGACGAACUACCGCCCCCCAUGCUGAAUCCCACGCCCAUUGUGGCCGUGCUGGAGCCCAAUGCUGGCAAACUGCCAGAGUCUGCAACUGGGAUGGGCGCGAAAUCGACCGCUCAGAUGCCACUCCAGCAGCCACCGUCAACGCCACAGCCGCGACAACCAUUAGACGUCAGUCUCAAUGGGGGUUGCGCCACCGAUUAGGCCCAAAAGGAACCGAAACGAAAUUCCUUGGUUUUUUCACACAACAAGACUUACUUAUGCAUAAGUGGCGUCGAGGUGCGCGUUGGCGUUGUAAUCAAAAAAAAAAAAAAAAAACAAAAACAAAACAAAUCUAGGAAUGUCUGUUUGACAACAGAAAGCAGCAGCUACUUUGUGUUAAUUCUCCCCCCAAUCCUGUACUCCUAUCAAGAAUUCAAUAUUCUUGUUUUGUAAAAAUCAUUUUUAUUGUUAAAUUAUAAUUAGUUUUAGAGAAGAAAAAAGAUGUAAUUUAGCUAAUGAUUCACUGUUUUUCUAUUAUAUACAACGUGGAUCAUCCAUAUGUUUUCGCUCUUAUGUAAUCUCUAAUGCUCUAUUGAUUUGUAAAGAGAAAACACUUUGAAUACUUCCAAUGCACAAGCAUAUAUGUACAAGUGGUCCAUAAACAUCACGUUCUACAAUGUUUUAAAUGAAAAGCAAAUAGUCUAUUCUAAAUUGAAUUUGGAAAGUUUUCACAAACCCGCUAAUAUUAAAAAUUGGUCGAACUUUAUGAACUUCUCAAUAACUAGAUAGUCUCACCGAAAUCUUUGUGUGUAAUUCCAAAAUUGUUUCCAUUUCUGCGCUAUCUAACGAAUUUACGCCUUCGCACUCUAUUUGUUUUCCCAUUCAAAAAAGUUGAACUGUUAAGACGAAAACCUUAAUGUUAUUUAUCUUUUAAUUGCCUUACUUUUUGUUAAAAUGUUUUAAAUACACUAUUUAGUUAAGAUAUAUAAUUUUAUUAGCAAUGU
Molecule: messenger RNA, 4494 nt
Organism: Scaptodrosophila lebanonensis
Lineage: Eukaryota; Metazoa; Arthropoda; Insecta; Diptera; Drosophilidae
Gene: Axud1
Exons: 4
Coding region: 764-3712 (982 amino acids)
Biological process (GO): regulation of transcription by RNA polymerase II
Cellular component (GO): nucleus
Molecular function (GO): sequence-specific DNA binding; DNA-binding transcription factor activity, RNA polymerase II-specific
Source: RefSeq, a predicted model, not a curated record